Molecule: messenger RNA, 6131 nt
Organism: Protopterus annectens (West African lungfish)
Lineage: Eukaryota; Metazoa; Chordata; Ceratodontiformes; Protopteridae
Product: myosin-7-like
Exons: 43
Coding region: 131-5962 (1943 amino acids)
Cellular component (GO): myosin complex
Molecular function (GO): actin filament binding; cytoskeletal motor activity; ATP binding
Source: RefSeq, a predicted model, not a curated record
CUGUGACCUUGAGCUGCUCUAUAAAAGGGGUUUGACUGUAGUCAGAGACACUCCGUACUGCAGCCUCUGUCAAGGUCAAAAGUGUCUUAUCACCACCAGUCAGCAAAAAGCCUCAACUAACGCAGCGAGGAUGUCUGUGUUUGACAUAUCUGAGUUUGGGGAAGCAGCUUCCUUCCUCCGCAAAAGUGAUAGGGAGCUCAUGAAACUGCAAACCAUUGCAUUUGAUGGUAAGAAGAGAGCAUGGGUGUCUGAUGACAAGGAAGCCUAUACAGAGUGUGAAAUUCGGGAAACCGCUGGUGGCAAAGUCACCGUGGAGACAAAAGGAGGCAAAACUGUAAUAGUGAAGGAGGAUGACAUUCAGCAGAUGAAUCCCCCAAAGUUCGACAUGAUCGAGGACAUGGCUAUGCUGACGCAUCUCAAUGAGGCGUCCGUGCUUCACAACCUUCGUCGUCGCUAUGCCAACUGGAUGAUCUAUACAUAUUCUGGCUUGUUUUGUGUGACGGUGAAUCCAUAUAAAUGGUUGCCAGUGUACACUGCCCCUGUUGUUGCUGUCUACAAAGGGAAGCGUCGAUCAGAGGUCCCUCCCCAUAUCUAUGCGAUUGCCGACAAUGCCUAUAACGACAUGUUGCGAAAUCGAGAAAACCAGUCUAUGCUAAUUACCGGAGAAUCUGGUGCUGGCAAAACUGUAAACACGAAACGUGUGAUUCAGUACUUUGCCAUUGUUGCUGCGCUGGGGGAAGCAUCAGGCAAAAAAGGAGCACAAGGACCAGCUACAAAAACUGGGGGUACCCUUGAAGAUCAGAUUAUUGAAGCGAAUCCAGCAAUGGAAGCCUUUGGAAAUGCUAAGACUCUGAGAAAUGACAACUCCUCACGUUUUGGCAAAUUUAUAAGAAUUCAUUUUGGCCACACAGGCAAACUGGCUUCAGCAGACAUCGAUAUUUACCUUCUGGAAAAAUCCAGAGUAAUUUUCCAGCAGCCUGGUGAGAGGAGCUACCAUGUGUAUUACCAGAUCUUGUCAGGGAAGAAGCCUGAACUGCAAGACAUGCUUUUGGUGUCCAACAACCCCUAUGAUUACCACUUCUGCUCACAAGGUGUUACAACGGUGGAUAACCUAGAUGACGGGGAAGAACUCAUGGCAACAGAUCAUGCCAUGGACAUCCUUGGGUUCAGUUCUGAGGAGAAGUAUGGCUGCUACAAACUGGUCGGUUCCAUCAUGCACUUCGGAAAUAUGAAGUUUAAGCAGAAACAGAGAGAAGAGCAGGCAGAGGCUGAUGGUACUGAAAGUGCUGAUAAAGCUGCUUACCUGAUGGGAAUUAGCUCUGCAGAUCUUAUCAAGGGCCUGCUUCAUCCACGAGUAAAAGUUGGAAAUGAGUACGUGACCAAAGGUCAAAAUGUUGAGCAGGUCAAUUAUGCAGUGGGCGCAUUAGCAAAAGCUACCUACGAUCGCAUGUUCAAGUGGCUGGUCACUCGUAUCAACAGGACACUGGACACAAAGUUACCUAGGCAGUUCUUUAUUGGAGUACUGGAUAUUGCAGGCUUUGAGAUUUUUGAGUACAACAGUUUUGAACAGCUGUGCAUUAACUUUACCAAUGAGAAGCUGCAACAGUUCUUCAACCACCACAUGUUUGUCCUGGAACAGGAAGAGUACAAGAAGGAGGGCAUUGAGUGGGUCUUCAUUGACUUUGGUUUGGAUCUGCAGGCCUGUAUUGACCUCAUUGAAAAGCCUAUGGGAAUCUUGUCAAUUCUGGAGGAAGAGUGCAUGUUUCCAAAGGCAUCAGAUAUGUCAUUCAAAGCCAAGCUAUAUGAUAAUCACCUUGGAAAAUCUCCCAACUUUCAGAAGCCAAGGCCAGACAAGAAGAGGAAGUAUGAAGCACAUUUUGAACUCUGUCACUAUGCUGGAGUGGUACCUUACAAUAUUGUUGGGUGGCUGGAUAAGAACAAAGACCCUCUAAAUGAAACAGUAGUUGGAAUAUUUCAAAAAUCUUCUAACAAGUUGCUAGCCAGCGUCUAUGAAAAUUAUGUGUCAGCAGAUGCAGCACAUCAUGACUCCAAGCCAGGCGUCAAAGAAAAACGCAAGAAGGCUGCAUCUUUCCAGACAGUAUCACAGCUGCAUAAGGAGAACCUGAACAAACUGAUGACAAACCUGCGUUCCACCCAGCCCCACUUUGUCCGCUGCAUCAUUCCCAAUGAAACCAAAACACCAGGUGUUAUGGAUCCAUUUCUGGUACUGCACCAACUCCGUUGUAAUGGUGUGCUUGAAGGCAUCCGUAUCUGUCGUAAAGGAUUUCCAAACAGAAUCCUCUAUGCUGAUUUCAAGCAGCGGUACCGUAUACUGAACCCAGCUGCAAUUCCUGAUGACAAAUUUGUAGACAGCAGGAAGGCAACUGAGAAGCUUCUGAGCUCCCUGGAUAUUGAUCAUAGUCAGUACAAAUUUGGACACACAAAGGUGUUCUUCAAGGCUGGUCUGUUGGGGCAGUUGGAAGAAAUGAGGGAUGAGCGUCUUGCAAAGAUCUUAACUAUGAUCCAGGCCAGAAGUCGUGGAUUGCUUAUGAGAAUUGAAUUCCAGAAGAUGAUUGAGAGGAGAGAUGCCCUGCUUGUGAUCCAGUGGAACAUACGGGCUUUCAACACUGUGAAGAACUGGUCUUGGAUGAAGCUCUUUUUCAAGAUCAAACCCCUCCUUAAAUCAGCAGAAACUGAGAAAGAGAUGGCAAACAUGAAAGAAGAGUUCCUGAAACUGAAAGAAGCCCUAGAAAAAUCUGAGGCUAAGAGGAAGGACCUGGAGGAGAAACAAGUUAGCCUUAUUCAGGAGAAGAACGACUUGUCUCUGCAGCUCCAGGCUGAGCAAGACAAUCUUGCUGAUGCUGAGGAACGCUGUGACCUUCUAAUCAAGGCCAAGAUACAGCUAGAAGCAAAAGUGAAGGAGCUGACUGAGAGACUCGAAGAUGAGGAGGAGAUGAACUCUGACCUCACUGCAAAGAAACGCAAACUGGAGGACGAGUGUGCAGAGCUAAAGAAAGACAUUGAUGAUCUAGAGAUUACAUUAGCCAAAGUAGAAAAGGAAAAGCACGCAACAGAAAACAAGGUUAAAAACCUCGUUGAAGAAAUGGCAGCCCAGGAUGAGGCCAUUGCUAAGUUGAACAAGGAAAAGAAAGCUCUUCAAGAAGCCCAUCAGCAAGCUUUGGAUGAUUUGCAAGCCGAGGAGGACAAAGUCAAUAUUCUCACCAAAGCCAAAGCUAAGCUGGAACAGCAAGUAGAUGAUUUGGAAGGUUCUCUUGAACAAGAGAAAAAGCUACGAAUGGACUUGGAGCGUGCCAAGCGUAAACUAGAAGGUGAUCUAAAAUUAACACAGGAGUCUGUCAUGGACCUGGAAAAUGACAAGCAGCAGCUUGAAGAAAAACUCAAAAAGAAAGAUUUUGAAAUCAGCCAACUUAGUUCAAAGAUUGAGGAUGAACAAUCACUUGUGAUCCAGCUGCAGAAGAAAAUCAAAGAGCUUCAGGCAAGAAUAGAAGAGUUAGAAGAAGAAUUAGAGGCUGAGAGAGCAGCUAGAGCCAAAGUCGAGAAGCAACGUGCUGAGCUGUCACGUGAGUUGGAGGAGCUUAGUGAGAGACUGGAGGAGGCGGGUGGUGCUACCUCAGCGCAGAUAGAGAUGAACAAGAAGCGAGAAUCAGAGUUUCUCAAAUUGCGUCGUGACCUGGAAGAGGCCACCCUGCAUCAUGAGACAACAGCAGCUGCACUCCGUAAGAAACAUGCAGACACCUUGGCAGAGCUAGGAGAACAAAUUGACAGCCUGCAAAGAGUAAAGCAGAAGUUAGAAAAAGAGAAGAGUGAAAUGAAAAUGGAAGUAGAUGACCUUAGUUCAAGUAUUGAGCAGCUCACUAAAAAUAAGGCUAAUGCAGAGAAGUUGUGCAGAACGUAUGAAGAUCAGCUGAAUGAAGCAAAAACAAAGGUGGAUGAAUUACAACGGCAACUAGCUGAUGCAACCUUCCAACGAGCAAGGCUCCAAACAGAAAAUGGGGAAUUGACAAGACUGCUUGAGGAAAAGGAGAGCUUUAUCAACCAGCUUAGCCGGGGCAAGACCUCUUUUACACAAAGUAUUGAAGAACUGAAAAAGCAACUGGAAGAAGAAACCAAGGCCAAAAACGCUCUUGCCCAUGCUCUACAAGCUUCCCGUCAUGAUUCGGACCUACUGCGAGAGCAGUAUGAGGAAGAAGUCGAAGCAAAGAGUGAACUUCAGAGAGCAAUGUCAAAAGCAAAUGCCGAAGUUGCCCAGUGGAGAACCAAAUAUGAAACAGAAGCCAUUCAAAGAACUGAGGAGUUGGAAGAAGCCAAAAAAAAGUUGGCCAUUAGACUCCAAGAGGCAGAAGAAGCAGUGGAAGCAGCAAAUGCAAAAUGUUCUUCACUGGAAAAGACAAAACAUCGCCUCCAAACAGAGAUAGAAGACUUGAUGAUCGAUCUGGAAAGGUCAAACUCCGCAGCAGCUGCGCUAGAUAAGAAGCAACGUAAUUUUGACAAGAUCAUUGCUGAAUGGAAACAGAAGUUUGAGGAAACCCAAGCAGAACUGGAGAGCUCACAGAAGGAGGCUCGUAGCCUCAGCACAGAGCUAUUUAAACUCAAGAAUGCCUAUGAAGAAACAUUAGAUAACCUUGAGACCCUUAAGAGAGAGAAUAAAAAUCUUCAAGAGGAGAUCUCAGACCUGACAGAUCAGAUUGGUGAGGGUGGCAAAACAAUCCACGAACUGGAGAAGGUGAAGAAAGCGCUGGAAAGUGAAAAGACUGACAUUCAGGCUGCACUAGAGGAAGCUGAGGGUGCUUUAGAACAUGAAGAGACCAAAACACUUCGGAUUCAACUAGAACUGUCACAGGUCAAAGCAGACAUUGACAGGAAAAUAGCAGAAAAAGAUGAAGAAAUUGAAAAUCUAAGACGAAACCAUCAGCGGGCAAUGGAAUCCAUGCAGGCAUCACUCGAUGCAGAAGCCAAAUCCAGAAAUGAAGCUGUUCGGUUAAAAAAGAAAAUGGAGGGCGAUCUCAAUGAAAUGGAAAUUCAACUGAGCCAUGCAAACAGGCAGGCAGCAGAGUCACAGAAAAUGGUCCGCCAUCUACAGUCACAUAUAAAGGACCUCCAGCUUGAGCUUGAUGAUAAAAUUCGUGAAAGUGAUGACUUAAAGGAGCAGGUAGCAGUUAUCGAGCGACGCAAUAACCUGCUGCUGUCAGAGGUGGAGGAACUUAGAUCCACCUUAGAACAAACAGAGAGGGGCAGGAAGCUAGCUGAGCAGGAAUUACUGGAAGCAACAGAAAGAGUCAACUUGUUACAUUCACAGAAUACAAGUCUUAUCAAUCAGAAGAAGAAACUGGAAUCUGACCUUGGGCAAAUGAGUAGUGAAGUUGAAGAAGCAUUACAGGAAUGUCGAAAUGCUGAAGAAAAGGCCAAGAAAGCCAUCACUGAUGCAGCCAUGAUGGCCGAAGAGCUGAAGAAGGAACAGGACACCUGUGCUCAUCUUGAGAGGAUGAAGAAGAAUAUGGAACAGACAAUCAAAGACCUCCAAAUGCGCCUAGAUGAAGCAGAGCAAAUUGCACUGAAAGGAGGAAAGAAACAAAUUCAGAAGCUUGAAAGCAAGGUAAAAGAGCUUGAAAAUGAACUGGAGUCGGAGCAGAAGAAGAGCGGUGAAAUGCAGAAAGGCCUGAGGAAGUACGAAAGAAGAAUUAAAGAGCUGACAUACCAGAGUGAAGAAGACAGGAAGAACGUGACUCGUAUGCAAGACUUGAUUGACAAGUUGCAAUCGAAGGUGAAGAGCUACAAACGCCAAGCCGAGGAAGCGGAGGAACAAGCUAAUAACAACUUAUCCAAAUAUAAGAAAGUGCAGCAUGAACUAGAUGAUGCAGAGGAGAGGGCUGAGGUUGCUGAAAUGCAGGUUAACAAGCUGCGCUCUCGAACAAGAGAUGUCAUUACCAAGCAUGAAGAGUGAUGUAUGACAGCAGAUCGUCCCUCCCUUCUUCCUCAACCAUUUCCUGUCAAGUUAAUGGUUUAGUUCUGAAGAUGUUACAGCUGCAACAGCUGGUCACUGUAUUUUUGUCUGUGUAUAAAAGCAACUGUUAAAAACAGUAGUCUUUGUUAAUAAAAGCAUCCAAAAAAUA